AUUUGGCACACGAAGGAGGCCCAGAUGGUCUCUGCAUGGAACUCCACGUGCCCUUCGUAUUUUCCUUCCUCGACUCUCUUAAGAGCUAAGGAAACAAAAUCAAUAACAAAGCACAGAUAGACUUCUUCCAGUUCACAGUGAAGCUGAGCUCUCCCUCGAUCUUCAACUAUUCUUCACCUUUCAAUUCUAAUAUCUAAAUAAACAUAUCAGAAAUGCUUAGCUUAAAUAAAGAAGAACAGCAGUAGAGGAAGAUAAAGAAAUACAGAUAAGCAGAGCCCGUCGAGUGGAGGAGCGAAGGAACGAGGAAGAGAGAGAGGAAAGGAAUCGUCACUCUCAUCAAAAUCUCUGGAUCACGCUCUUUUCGGAGCUGUCGUUGCCACCUUCUUGUGCUGUUGAUACCUCAUCGACCCUCUUCUUCGUCUCUUCUUCCUCCUCCUCAUCUUAAUCGGCUUGAACGCACAAAAACCCAAGCCCUAGAUUUCGUUUUUCAUUGAUUCGUAUUUUCGUUUCAAUCUCUGCCGCCAUUUCUCCCAAUGGCAAUUGAUCAGAACUCAAUACCCAAAGAUCUUCGACCAUUGAACGUAGCUCGAACCAUUGCCGAAGAGCCUCGCAUUGCCGCCAAUGCUACUGCUGCUGUGAGGAACCUAGAGGGGUUUUUCCCACCGAAUCCGGUUGGUGAGGUCAUUAGCCCGAGGUCGAGACCGGCUUACUAUCCUGCAGUGACGGUUUCUGAUGCUGGAUUUGUAGGAUUAGGGUUUGGGAAUCCUCCCAUGGCUUGGUUCCCUUGCCCACCAACUGCUCCACUUGGCUCUGGUUGUGGCGGUGCUGUUGCUGCUGGGUUUCCUGAAGUUCCCAGUUAUGGGAACCGAAUUGGGAGCAAUGCGGUCGAUCAGGGGACCGAUGAGGGUGGCGAGGAUUCGGUUUCGGCGAAAAAAAUCAAGCUUCUGUGUAGUUUUGGAGGUAAGAUUCUCCCGAGACCCAGUGACGGGGCCUUGAGGUAUGUUGGAGGGCAGACGCGGAUAAUUGGAGUGAGGAGAGAUGUCAAUUUCAAUGACUUGUUGCAGAAGAUGAUGGAUAUCUCUGCGCAGCCUGUGGUAGUCAAAUACCAACUCCCUGACGAGGAUCUUGAUGCCCUUGUCUCGGUUUCCUGUCAAGAAGAUCUUGAGAACAUGAUGGAAGAGUACGAGAAGCUGGUGGAGAGCUCUUCUGAGGGUUCAGCCAAGCUUCGGGUGUUCUUGUUCUCAGCUUCUGAAAUCGACCCACCUGGGCUCCUUCAGUUUGAUGAUUUACAGGAUAAUGGGCAGAAAUAUGUGGAUGCUGUAAAUGGAAUUCCGGAAACUGUUGGUGGUGGUCUCACGAGGAAGGAGAGUAUAGCAAGUGCAGCAUCAACGCAGAACUCAGAUAGCCUUGUAAGUGGUGUUGAUGGCGUCGAUAGCUCAGGUCCUGGUCAAGGUGAUGGUUCUCCUAGAGUAACAGCCCCUGGUGGUGCUGCUGUUUCUGCUUCUCAUGAUGCUGCCUCUAGAUUGGUCUAUGUGGAUGCCAACCCUGUAAUGUAUGCUGAUGCUCCGGCUGUGCCAAUGGGUACUCCGGCGACGGUCUUGGCAACUCCGCCGCAGAUGCCUUCUUCCCGACCAGAGAAUGAGAUAGAGAGGACAUUGCCUGCAAUGGUACAAACACAGCCCCCAUUGGGUUUUGAAUUGCAUAAACCUUCUGCAAUGGAGUUUCCAUCUGCUGCAGCUUACAUGCAGGGUUAUGUAGAUCCCCACUUUUCUUCUCAAAUUGGGUAUGUAAAUCCUCAGCUGAUGGGUAUUUCACCAGGAUCCAUGUACUGGCAUGCUGAUCACACGCAACAGUUGCCUCAUCAGUUUGUAUCUGCUAUGCACAUGACAAUGGCUGCCCCAUCUCCUCACUUGGGCAUUAAACCAAAUGGAGUUCAGGCUGUUCAGCAAUUCAUGAAUCCUCAACAAGUCCGAAUGGAUUCAUAUACUGAAGAUAGUGCAUAUGGGCAAAGGGUAGUUCAAAGUCCUGGUGACCAGAACUUUUCAGCUUAUCAAACCCAGCCACCACCUUCCCAGGCACCUGCAGCAGCUCAGACAAGAGGGUAUAGUUGGCAUCAGGUACAGCCACCAGAGCAUGUAGUCUCUUAUGGAGGUUGGGUACCUCAGCAGCAGGGAAUGUUCCCAGACAAAAUUCAGAGAAUGGAUGACUGUUACAUGUGUCAGAAAGCUUUGCCACAUGUGCAUUCUGAUACUUUGUUGCAGUACCGAGGAGAGAGCAGUGCAAGUACCGUUUCUGAUACAAAUCUGGCUUUCCAUAGUCUCAAUACAGAAGAAAAUAUGAGAGCCCGACCAGCAAACAGAGUAGCAGUGACUGGAACUUUGGUGGAUGGCUCAGUUGAACACCAAGGAAGUGGGAAUAUACCCCGGGCGGUUGGUCAAAUAGAUGCUGAUGUUGCUGCCCCUCAGUAUGGGAUACUUGGAUUCCCACCGAAUCUGGAGGUGCAACAUGACAAUGAGAGAGUUCUAAAUCUAGACAGACAUGGUCAUCCAAGGAUGUUUUCCUCGGGUUUGAUGAGGGUGGCAGGUGAUGCACAGUCUUAUGGUGCAUUCAUGGGCAACAUCCCCCAGAGCCAGCAAGAAGAUGCUAUGCAGGAGCCCUUUGUGCCACUCCAAUACCAGGCUAAACAGGAGGCUUUCAUGAACAGACCAGUCGUUAAUGAUAAUCCUCCUGUGAGAGUUGUACCUUUCCAAACUUCUGAAACCUUGGUUAAUGAAUCUUCUACAGAGUAUUCUGGUAAGAUUCCUGGCUAUGUUAAGAAAGAUGUCUCUGAUUCUUCCACUUCAUAUGACCAUCUUAGAGCAAUUGAUGGAAGGAUGGAAGCGCUCCAAAUAAAUUCUCCUGAUGGUUCUGGUAGUAGUGAGCAGUUUAGAUCACCUGUCAAUAAACCUAAGAAGGAUGAGUCUCCGGAUAACGGAACACAAAUGGCGGAGCAGGAAAUGUUUCAGGUUAAUUCCUUCAUCCAGCCUGGGAUUUUUCCUGAUGGAAAUCACCUAAAUCCAAUUGGGGUUGUAACCCCUAACGAGGUUAUUCACUUGCAUAAUAUUCAACCUGUAGAGAGCAGUCAAUUAGCAAAAGCACCUGUUUUGGAAAACUCAGGACAGUAUCCGCAUCUAAAGAUGGGACAUCCACAGUUAGCUCCUGAUGAAAAAUGGCAUAGUAAAGCAGCAUUUUCAGGGGUUGAUUCAGCCUAUGCCACUGAUCGGAUAUCCCAACCAAUCGGUGAAUGGAAGGAUGCUGUAUUACAGUCAAGGGUGGUUCCUAAUGAUGUGGGAUCCAUUGCUGUUGCUGCAGCUGGUACUUUCCCAACUUCUAUACCUCUUCAGUCUGCAGUGAUUGCAGAUAACUGGGAUCCUGCUCCAUCAAGCUCGCUUUUCAGCAACCAAGAUCCUUGGAAUUUGAAACAUGACUCCCAUUUCCCACCUCCGAAGCCUAGCAAGGUUCCAACGAGCAGGGAACCCUUUUCUACGAGGGACUUGCCAGUUGAGAAUCCUUCAGGUAAUAAUGGGGAAUCAAGUGCAAAAAUGAGACUGGAAGAAGGAAUUCUCAACCAGUCAUCAGGCAACCUUAAGAAGGAUUUAAGUUCAGAAAACCUUCGGCUUUUGAAAGGCACAGUAGAGGAACAGAUCAAGCAAGAUCUUCAGGCUGUUGCAGAAGGUGUGGCAGCUUCUGUUCUUCAGUCAUCUACACAUUCUAAUCCUGACUUAUCCAUUCAGGAGAAUAACAAGGUCCAAGCUGAAUCCAACCGAGGCAGAGAACUUCCUGAUGUUGACGCAGAAGCACAAAGUAGAGCCAAAGUUGAGGAUAUUAAGCCCAAGCUAUCAGAUAAGACCGGUCCUCUUUUACCGAUUUCAGAUGGCAUUGGUCGCUUGCAGAUAAUCAAGAAUAGUGAUCUUGAAGAGUUGCGGGAACUGGGUUCUGGAACUUUUGGUACUGUGUAUCACGGAAAAUGGAGGGGUACUGAUGUUGCAAUCAAACGGAUCAAUGAUAGGUGCUUUUCUGGGAAACCAUCGGAGCAGGAACGCAUGAGAGAUGACUUUUGGAAUGAGGCAAUCAAGCUUGCAGACUUGCACCAUCCUAAUGUGGUAGCUUUUUAUGGUGUUGUCCUGGAUGGCCCUGGGGGUUGUGUGGCUACAGUAACUGAAUACAUGGUCAAUGGAUCACUUAGAAAUGCUUUACAAAAGAAUGACAAGAUACUUGAUAAGCGUAAGCGCAUCUUGAUUGCAAUGGAUGUGGCAUUUGGGAUGGAAUACUUGCACGGAAAGAAUAUAGUACACUUUGACUUAAAAAGUGACAACCUACUUGUCAAUCUUCGAGAUCCUCAACGACCAAUAUGCAAGGUUGGUGAUUUGGGCCUGUCGAAAGUAAAAUGUCAGACUCUAAUAUCUGGUGGAGUGCGUGGAACACUACCAUGGAUGGCUCCAGAACUUCUGAAUGGUAGCAGCAGUCUGGUCUCUGAGAAGGUUGAUGUAUUCUCUUUCGGCAUUGUCAUGUGGGAACUUCUCACUGGAGAAGAGCCCUAUGCAGAUUUGCAUUAUGGGGCUAUCAUAGGUGGCAUUGUUAGCAACACUUUGCGGCCACCAGUACCUGAAUCUUGUGAUCCUGUGUGGAGAUCGCUGAUGGAGAGGUGCUGGUCAUCUGAACCGCCAGAGAGACCGAAUUUCACAGAGAUUGCAAAUGAGCUACGUGCUAUGGCUGCAAAUCUUCCUCCAAAGGGACAAGCUCAUCAACAGCAAACUCAAAAAUGAUUUUUGGGCUUCACAUGUCCAUCUUGCAUCUUUCCUGAACUUCCCUUUCCCCUCCCCGCCGCCCACCCCACAAAAUGGGAAGAGUGUCUUCAUGUGCUCAGCUCAAAUGGUGGCAUCCACAUUUUGAAUAUGACCUUCAGAUCUUUGUUCUGAUCAUAUUGGGUAUUCUGGGAAACUAAAUAGCUUUGACCAAAGGAAAAUUUAUAGUUAUUGGUUUUCUGAUGUCUAAAAGAAUUUAUGUUACCUGGCUUUCUUAAGACACAGGUUCACUGAUGUCUUGGUGUAAAAUAGGUUUUUGGGCCCAUUUUGUUUGGGACUGUAAAGAAGAAAUUUCAUUACUGUUAAAAUGAAGAUGCUUUCAUUGUUAAA
This is a messenger RNA of Macadamia integrifolia, 5174 nucleotides long. RefSeq lists its product as uncharacterized. Lineage: Eukaryota; Viridiplantae; Streptophyta; Magnoliopsida; Proteales; Proteaceae. Gene Ontology annotation, cellular component: cytoplasm. Gene Ontology annotation, biological process: signal transduction; protein phosphorylation. The coding region runs from base 534 to 4805 and encodes 1423 amino acids. Gene Ontology annotation, molecular function: protein binding; protein kinase activity; ATP binding. The transcript is spliced from 10 exons. The record is from RefSeq and is a predicted model, not a curated record.